CUUCCGUCGCGUCCGCUCUUUAACGGUCGUCCUCCCUCCUCCCUCCUCCUCCAAGUUCAAAUAGCAGAAGGUAAAAAGGGGAAAAACCGCAUCUCUCUCAGAAACUUUCCCGGAAUUCAGUGGAUUUUCCCGGAAAGGAACUUCGAAGUUUCUCAGGAAAAUUCCACUCCAGAGGGUGCGGCUGCUGCAAUUUUAAAUCUGGAGACGGAGGAAGUCGGUCGAGCAUCGAUCAUCGAUCAUCGAGGUAUAGCAGCUGUCAAACAUGUCUCGCCUUCAAAGCGAUCCACUUCUGGAAGUGGAAACAACAUGUGGAACACUUCUUUGUGAACUCCAGAUAAUUUGGGAUGAAGUUGGGGAGUCAGAUGUAGACAGGGACCAAAUGCUUCUUGAACUUGAAAAGGAAUGUCUACAAGUAUAUAUGAGAAAGGUAGAUCAAGCAAACCGCUAUAGAGCUCAGUUAAGACAGAAGAUAGCUGAUUCCGAAGCAGAACUUGCAGCAAUCUGCUCUGCCAUGGGGGAGCGGCCAGUACACAUAAGGCAGUCUGAUCAAAAUGCAGGAAGCUUGAAAGAAGAGCUCAAGAUAAUUCUUCCUCAGUUGGAGGAGAUGCGGAAGAGAAAAUGUGAGAGAAGGCAACAGUUUCUUGAAGUUCUAGAGCAAAUACAGAGUAUUAUAAAUGAAUUACAUAGGUCGAAAGAACAUACUUCUUCUAAAGUAGUUGUGGAUGAAAGUGAUUUAUCUUUGCGGAAGCUUGAAGAACUCCACAGACAGUUGCAUGCACUUCAACAAGAGAAGAGCAAUCGCUUGAAGCAGAUUCAGGAUCUCAUGUGUACACUGAACUCACUCUGCAUCGUACUUGGACUUGACUUCAAGCACACAGUUUCUGAGGUUCAUUUCAGUUUAGGUAAUGCUGAAGGAUCCAAAGAUAUAAGCAACAGGACGAUUGAGCAGUUGGCUUCUAUGAUUCAAAAUCUGCGAGAGGUUAAACUGCAGAGAAUGCAGAGGCUUCAAGACCUUGCAACUAACUUGCUGGAACUAUGGAAUUUGAUGGACACACCUCUUGAGGAGCAACAAAUGUUUCAAAAUGUUACUUGCAAUGUAGCUGCUUCUGAACAUGAAAUAAGCGAGCCUGAUGCCCUUUCAGUGGCUUCUAUAAAUCAUGUUGAGGCAGAAGUAGCUCGGUUGGAAGAAUUGAAGUUGAGCAAAAUGAAAGAGCUUGUUUUAAAGAAGAGGUCAGAGCUUGAGGAGAUUUGUAGGAAGACACAUCUGAUCCCUGAAGAAGACAGUACUAUGAAAUAUAUCACUGAAGCUAUGGAGUCUGGAGCUGCGGACGCUGCUUGUGUACUUGAACAAAUUGAAGUUCAUAUUGCGAAAGUCAAAGAGGAAGCUUUUAGCCGGAAAGAAUUGCUUGAAAAGGUUGAGAAAUGGUUAGCUGCAUGUGAUGAGGAGUGCUGGCUUGAAGAGUACAACAGGGAUGAAAAUAGAUAUAAUGCUGGAAGAGGGGCCCAUCUUAUUCUUAAACGUGCGGAGAAAGCUCGAUCACUGGUUAAUAAAUUACCAGCAAUGGUUGAGGCCUUAUCUUCGAAAACUGUAUCAUGGGAGAAGGAAAGAGGGAUUGAGUUCACCUAUGAUGGCAUCCGACUACUCUCAAUGCUUGAUGAGUAUACCCUUCUACGGCAAGAGAAAGAACAAGAACGUCGUAGGCUGCGGGAUCAAAAAAAGCUUCACGGACAGCUGGUAGCAGAACAAGAAGCAUUAUACGGGUCAAAACCUAGCCCCUCAAAAGUUCAAACUACGAAAAAAACUCCUAGAAUAUCAACUGGUGGGGCGAGUGGCAAAAGACUUUCUCUCGGAGGAGCAGCGCUUCAAACUCCUAAAGCUGAUCCACUUCACUCUUUAAAAGCUACGCCUCAUUCUCGUCCUAUAAAGAAGAGUGAGAGGGUUCAGAAAAAUGACAGAUUUAAUAAUCAACCAGAUGUUUCAGCUGGUAGGAGAGGCUUGGAUGGGGCUGGCCCUGCUGCAAAACACUCAUUUGGUGCAGCAACUGCUCAUCAACCCGAGUCGCCCAUGAGACGCAAACCCUUCUCACCCAUCACCUUAAAGGCCCACAGGACAAACUCCUUGGACAAUGCAAACGUAAUACAUGGAGAGGUGUUACAGAAAGCAUUUCCAAGUAACAACACAUUUUCAACUCCCUUGAAGAAGACUCUUCAGACAACUGAUGACGAAAAUAUGACUCCCAGGACAAUGCCAAUUCAUGUUCCGACCACACCCUCCACAGUGUCAGUUCCUAUGCACACUGCUAUGACCCCAGAUCUUCUGAACUUGCCUUCUAGUGUGGGUACCAUGACUCCGAAAGAAAUUCCUGAGGUGAUAGAAUACUCUUUUGAAGAACGAAGAGCUGGAUUCGUGCUUCCUAAAAUGAAUAUCAAGUCAGUUAGUCAUGUCUGACGGCACAAGGGAUCAUUAUCUGAAGAUAUUUCUGGAUACUUCUCCACAUUCACUGUCUUUCGAAAUCAUGAUAGAGUAGUCAAUUAUAAUGGCUUAUAUGUACAUAGUUUACGAGCAAUUCACCUAGACAUACAUAGACAUACAUAGAGACGAUCGAAUUCCUACUUGAUUUGUGUUGCUAUUUGCUCUAUCUGUUUUGCUCAAAAAAGACUUUUUGAGAUCUCUGCAACA
Molecule: messenger RNA, 2680 nt
Organism: Eucalyptus grandis
Lineage: Eukaryota; Viridiplantae; Streptophyta; Magnoliopsida; Myrtales; Myrtaceae
Product: 65-kDa microtubule-associated protein 3
Exons: 13
Coding region: 263-2449 (728 amino acids)
Biological process (GO): microtubule cytoskeleton organization
Cellular component (GO): cytoplasm; spindle
Molecular function (GO): microtubule binding
Source: RefSeq, a predicted model, not a curated record